CCACGUGUGUGCACCUAUAAAUAGAAUAAUAACCUACGAGUCUCCGAAGUAGUCCAGUGUUUGAUGCCAUGGAGAAACUCAGAAUUGGUGGAACAUGGGUUGGAGUUUUAGAUGUUGAACUUGACAACUGGAACAUUCCCAUGCUCCGUGAUGAAGUUGCAAAGCGAUCAAAUUGCAACCCUCACUCCAUCAACCUCAUCUGCGCCGGCAGAAUCCUCAAGGAUCCUGAUGACCCCACCCACAAUUUGACUCAAUUGGGUAUCAAGAACAACGCUAAGAUUCUAUCCACUCGUAUCUCUGUUGAAGAAGGACAAUCCAUCAAGAAUCAAAUCAUGGCCGAAGAGGAACGCUCUCGCAGGCUUUCCAGGCUCAAGGCUGCUGCUACUGCACUUGCUGGAAGGCAUGCUGAUGGAUCAUUACCUGUUGAAGACUUCAACAUUGAAGUUGAAGAUCAAAGUGGAAAGAAAGUGCAACUUGGUUCUGAGACUGAUCAGAGGGCUGUGAUGAUGGGACUAAUGCUUGAUGCAAAUGGAAAGCGCCUUAUUAGACAAGGAAACUACAAAGAUGCACUUGAAGUUCUCUCUAUGGGAGAGGAAGCAUUUUCUCUCUGUGAUUCAAAAGUCCUUGAGCUUAUUGAUAAUGUACCCAUUCUGCAAAUAAACAUGGUGUGGUGUUACUUUAUGCUGCGCGACGUAAGUUCGCUUUCGGAAGCAGGAAAGCGACUCGAAAUGGCUAGAGAGGGACUAGAGCGUGCUCAUGGCAAGAACUUGCUCCGCCUCAGGCUCUUGCAGGGUGGUCGCUUUCCAGAACUUGCAUUGCAUUUGAGAUUGGAGCUUCUUGAGGGAGUGGUGGCUUAUCAUAGUGGACAGUUUGAGAAAGCAAGAGUAGCAUUGACUUCUGCAAAAGCAAAAUUUGCUCGGCUACAAGUGUCUGAUGAAACUUUAUCAGCUGUUAUGCAAAUGGGCUUCAAAGAGGUUAAUGCGAAGCGAGCAUUGCGAAUGACCAAUCAAGAUGUUGGGGGAGCCAUUGAUCUUCUUCUUGAGGAGAAGGCCAAGAAGAGGCAAAAGCAGAUGGAAGAUAUCCAAAGAAGGAACGAGAUUUGGGAACAAAAGCAGUAUGGGGUGACUCCUCUGAAGAAGCCUGUUGAUCUUCCAAGAUUGGAUGAAUUAGUCUCUAUUGGGUUUGAGAGGGAGCUUGCAGCUGAAGCACUUAGAAGAAAUGAGAAUGACAGUGACAAAGCAUUAGAUGAUCUCACAAAACCUGAGACCAAUUCUAAUUUACAGGAUUAUAUUGAGUCAAAGAAAAGAAAAAAACAAAAACAGGACACCAAUUCUGAAAUUGAGAGAUAUGUGCAGAUGGGAUUUGAGAGAUCAAGAGUGGUUGCUGCUGUUGAGGGUGGUGGGACCCCAGAUGAAAUCAUGCAAAGACUGAUGAUGCCACAAUCUGAGGCAGCAGCAAACUCAUCAGCAUCAGCAUCACACAAUGUUGCUGGUUCUGAUGUUGAGAACCAAGAUGUGAAUAAAAAUAAUGAUGGUGGUGAAGGUGAAGGUGAAGGUGCAUCAUCAUCAUCAUCAUCAGAUUCAGAGAGAGAUGUGGAGAUGGAAGAUGAGAUAUCUGCAGACAUAGCAAGCUCAGAUGCAUUGGCUGACUAUGACAUUGAAGUCAACAUUGAAGGAGAAGCCAUCACUCAGUACCUUGCUAUGUUGGACUCUGCUCCUCCUCAGUAGCAACAAACUGAUUAUAUACAAUAAUAAUAAAUCAAGAUCAGUUUAUGUCAGUAGCAGGAUGAUGUUAAUAUACAUUUUUUCUUGUUAUUUUUUGUUUUGGGUAUUAAUCAUAUUAUUGUUCAGCAUAAACAAUUGAUGAAUAUGAUUCCUUUUUCAUAACAAUUAGUUAUGUUCCAAACUCCAAAGUGUAUUGAAUAUACAGCUUGGUAUUCAU
This is a messenger RNA of Arachis stenosperma, 1941 nucleotides long. RefSeq lists its product as uncharacterized. NCBI's taxonomy places the organism in Eukaryota, Viridiplantae, Streptophyta, Magnoliopsida, Fabales, Fabaceae. Gene Ontology annotation, biological process: regulation of ubiquitin-dependent protein catabolic process. The transcript is spliced from 11 exons. Bases 69 to 1727 code for a protein of 552 amino acids. The record is from RefSeq and is a predicted model, not a curated record. Gene Ontology annotation, molecular function: protein binding.